AUGACCUGGUGGUCGUCCAUAAGUAGUGCUUCUAAGCUGGCAACUUCUGCCCUCAAGGAGGCUCAAAAGAAACUUGAUAAGGUUCUCGCUAUAGAUGAUGAGGAUCCUCAGAGCGACAGACAAGAUGACAAUUUCUUUCUUAUCCCCGGGUCGUCAACAGAGCGGGCGAUGGUUGGUUCGGCACCGAAUGGGGUCCCUGCAGGGGAGGCACUGAAAUGCCAUCGGCGUGCUUCCUCCUCGCUGUCUUCCGGUCCGAUGCCCGAAUCGGAGGCCGGGGAGGACAUAUUGGAGCCAAACCCUCUUGCGCAUGGGAGACCAUCAAGCCUCGUUUCAGUCUCAGACGCCGCAUCAUCGCUCUCGGUGCCUCAGGGCAAUGUCUCCAGCCCAGUGGAGAUGAGCAUUUCGGGCACAUUGAGCGCGGAUCCAAUGAAGGCACAGACAGAUCAGGUAGAGGUGGAGAAGACGGAGGAGGCCGCCCCAAAACUUGAUAAUCCUCCCUCUGAGGCCCGGAUUGAAGUACCCACCAGUGGAACCGCGUUUGCCUCUCCCUCGUCGAAGUUGCGUGUUGAUGAAGAAUCAAUAGCUACUACUACUAGCUCAGAGAUUGAGGUCAUCUCUACAUGCACUUCUGUCUAUGAGGACUCGAUACCCCAUCUAAAUACCAGUCUGAAUCGUUCAAUCAUCGGCACAGGCGUUAUUGGCCUUAUUUGGCCUGCCUUAAAAUGUGAAUUCCUCUUUUCAGGUGCUUCUGCCAAUCAGGAUUUACUCCAUCAGAAACUCGCUGAAGCGACAAAGUUGCUGGAAUCUCGGGAAGCGAAAUUGGUGGAGGUCUGUCGCACUAAUCUAUCUCUUCAGGAAGUGAAUGAGUUCCUCCACGCCAAGCUCGAGGAAGCUGGACUUCCCCACGACUUCAAUGCGGCAGACUUGCAGUCUCUGACUGAUGAGUUUACGGAGCGAUUGGCUACCACUGAGAGAAAGCUGCAGGCUAUAGUACGAGAACGCGAUCAACUUCGAGCUCAGUUGCUCAGCGCAAAUGCGUCCACUGAGCAGACGGUACGGCAUGCCUACGGUGAGCAGGAAAAAGCUCUUCGGGUAAGAUGUACACGACUUGAAAGUUCUUUGUCAGAGAAGGAAACUCAACUUGCCGACUUACUUGCGGAAGGGAAUAAGAUGGCUCAGGAACAGUUGAAAACUAACACCUUGAUUAAAACUCUCCGCUCAAAAGUGAAAACUUUGGAGUUGGAAAAGGAAAAGUUCAGUGUUAAUUUUACAAAGGCUCAAGUAGAAAUCGAAGACCUAAAAUCCGAAAUUGCUAUCCUGCGGGGAAAUGAAAAGAAGCUUCAGGAAUCCCUCAAUCAACUCAAUCGUAAAAAUCUGAAAUUGGAAAAAGAUGUGCUUGCCGUAAAGAAUGAACUGGAUUCGUCCAAGGAAAAAGCGGAGGCACUUGAUCGUUUACGUCUGGAGCUGGAGAGUAAGUUAUCUGAUAGUGCAAUGGGCCUGGCGACAGCCCAACGGGCGCUCUCGGAGGCGCAGACACGCACAGAGACGAUUCGUGAUGUGGAAGAGGAACAGCAGAGCCUUCGCGAUGAAGUGAGUACUCUGCGCACUCAGCUUGAGGAGACACGGGUGACUGCGGUGCGCCAGAAGCUGGACGCUGAACAACGUCUGCAAAGGGUGCGGCAGGAGGUCAACCACUAUCGUGAGCAAUUAGCGGAAUCAGAGGCACGUUUUGAGUCCCUUGGCGAGACCGCGACCUCGGUGGCAAAACCGCUGCUACGACAAAUUCAAGCCCUUCAGGCCAAGAUGGCUGAGCAGGCGAAAGCCUCAGAAGCCACUGAACAGAGUUUGUUGGCUCUGGUUGCGGAUUUGAAAAAGCGCUUGGACAUAGCAGAGAAAGCAGAACGUUUAGUUCAGGAGCGUCUCAAUGGCGCAGAGACUGCAGCAGAUGCUCUGAAGGAAGAACUUGCUCUAGAGCGAGCGGCUUCCAGUCAAAUGCAUGACCAACUCUCUCAGCACAAUUUGCAGGCCUCCUCUGACAAGUCUCAUAUUGAAAAACUAAACGCCGAACUGGCCUCCCUCCAUCAACAACUAAUCGCAGCGGAAGAUGCCUGUGAUACAACCGCAGCCGCCUUGGUCACGGAAAGAGAGGAGGUGCUUGAGCUUCAAUCAGAGCUUGCUCAGGUGAAAGCCGAUUUGGCCCAGGCACUGGCUAAAACGGCAACUACCACCGCCACUGCCUCCACUUCCCCUCACCCGAUCAUGGGAACAAACUCGAGACGAUCUUCCGGCACCCAACUGUUGAUACCGACCUCUCAGGACUCUGCUGCGAAUCUCUUUUCGGAGACAACCGCGUCGGUCCAGCAGUGUUUGCUCUCACCCCCUCCGCGUCCGUCCCCUCUGCCAACAGGCCACUUCGCUAGUAGCCUCUCUUUCCUCCAAAGUCUUCUCCGGCAACGUGAGGGCGAAGUUGGCCAAUUGAGACGCGAGGUGGUGCGUCUCAAUGAAACGCACGAACGUCUCCUCACAGCACUCUCUGAACAGACUGCGAAAACGGAUCAGUGUACGUCGCCAGACGAUUCUUUUCCGGCCAACGAAGGUGACCAGGACAGCCUCUUGCAACGUUACGAUGUCCUUCUCCAUCUCUAUGGUCGGAAGUUGGAGGAGAACGAGGAGCUUCGUAUGGACCUUCGUGAAGCCAAGGAAGCUUAUCAAACUCAGUUGAAUGAUCUUUUGAACAAACUGAAUGCUGGCCGAUGA
This is a messenger RNA of Hydatigera taeniaeformis, 2757 nucleotides long. Lineage: Eukaryota; Metazoa; Platyhelminthes; Cestoda; Cyclophyllidea; Taeniidae. The record is from the annotation of a GenBank genome assembly.